UGGAAGUGGAGUGGACAGGGGCCAUUUUGAUGCAGUGGUUAAAGGAAAUGACUGGUCUGACGCAGCCUGGGAGCCGGGCAGCCAGAGUCUAAGGAUAAGUCCUGGGUCUAUAAUGGUCAUGAUUCUCACAGAGGACCCUGAGAUUUCUGCACUCUGAGCAAUGACAAAUGCCACUGGAUUGGUUCUGAGACCCUUGCCCUAGAGGAUGGCCAAGGGGCUCCUGAUGACCUAUGCCCUCUGGGCUAUAGGGGGCCCUGUUGGACUCCAUCACCUAUACCUGGGAAGGGACAGCCACGCCCUGCUCUGGAUGCUUACUUUGGGAGGUGGUGGACUGGGUUGGCUCUGGGAAUUCUGGAAGCUCCCAAACUUUGUAGCUCAAGCCAACAGAGUCCAGGGGCAUAAACAGAGAUCAGGAGAGGAGGGGAUACCUCCUCUGAGCCUCAUUCGAUUUGCUGCCCAGGUGAUGGUGGGCAUCUAUUUUGGCCUUGUCGCUCUAAUUAGCCUUUCUUCUAUGGCCGGCUUCUACAUUGUGGGCCUCCCACUGGCAGUUGGCUUAGGGGUCUUGCUGGUGGCUGCUGUUGGCAACCAGACCUCAGACUUUAAGAACACUUUAGGGGCAGCUUUCCUUACUUCCCCGAUUUUCUAUGGCCGCCCCAUAGCCAUUCUGCCCAUCAGCGUGGCGGCCACCAUCACAGCUCAGAAGCACCGCCGCUACAAAGCUGCAGUGGAGUCCGAAGCGCUCAGCGUGCGGCUGUACAGGCUGGGCUUAGCUUUCCUUGCUUUCACAGGCCCCUUAGCAUAUAGCGCUUUGUGCAACACUGCGGCCACACUCAGCUAUGCGGUAGAAACCCUUGAAUCCUUCUUGGGGUGGUUCAACUGCUUGCCGCUUCUGGGCCGCCUCAUGGAGUCGGCCUUCUUUCUGCCUUAUCGGAUUUGGUGGAUAUUGGUUGGCGAUCCUGGCUUCGACAAUUCCCAGGAAUGGGAAAAGCUCUAUGAAUUUGUUCAUGGUGUUCCGGAUGAGAAACGGCAGCUGGCUUACCAGGCUUUGGGCCUCUCAGAAGGUGCAUCAAAUGAAGAAAUACAUCGGAGUUACCGGGAGCUUGUGAAGGUCUGGCACCCUGACCUCAACCGGCAUCAGACGGAGGAAGCUCAGAGACACUUCCUUGAGAUCCAAGCUGCAUAUGAAGUCCUGAGUCAGCCCAGGAAGCCUAGAGAGUCCUGGAGUGAGAAGUAACUUCCCCCUGAAGAUGGACGCUUAACAGCAGAAUGGGACAACAUCUGCCAUGGCUAACUUUGCCCAUCUAGUGCAUCCCAAGUGUCAAUUAUUGACUGUUGUAUUCUUGACUAUAUUUUCUUUCUUUUUUUGGUUUUCCAGGGUAGGGUCUCACUCUAGCUAAGGCUGAGGCUGACCUGUAAUUCAUUAUGUAGUCUCAGAGCGGCCUCGAAUUUAUGGCAAUCCUCCUACUUCUACUUCCUGAGUGCUGGAUUAAAGGCAUGUGCCACCAUGCCUAGCUUUUGACUAUAUUUUCUUAAGACCACGCAAUGAAAGGUGUAUUAUAAAAGCAACAAUACGCCUUUCAGAGAAUAUACCACCCACCUUAUCCCACCUCAGUACAUUGAUGUAUGCUGAAGGAAAGUUAUUUAAUAACUUUUUUAAUGUGUAAAGCACUGGGUUAGGAGACUAUGUGAAAAUUAUGACAUCUCACAUAAUUCACAAACUGCCCUAUUUGAGAAGAGGGAUUUUAUUGGUUUUGUAUAUUACCAAGAUACAAGAGUGGGGUUAAAUUUUAAAGGUCCAGGAAAAAAAAGUGCUUUAAUUCCAUUUACAGUUUCCAGCAGCUAUACUAUUUU
Messenger RNA from Jaculus jaculus (lesser Egyptian jerboa), 1851 nucleotides. RefSeq names its product DnaJ heat shock protein family (Hsp40) member C22 (gene Dnajc22). NCBI's taxonomy places the organism in Eukaryota, Metazoa, Chordata, Mammalia, Rodentia, Dipodidae. The record is from RefSeq and is a predicted model, not a curated record. Gene Ontology annotation, biological process: endocytosis. Gene Ontology annotation, cellular component: plasma membrane; early endosome. The transcript has 3 exons. The coding region runs from base 206 to 1234 and encodes 342 amino acids.